ACGAGUCCUGCUCCAGGUCACGCUCUCCUCUCUUCUAUGACCAAAGCCUGUUUCUUUUCCUUGUACUUUCUCGUGCACAGAUCAUAGGGAACCCAUUUUCCGCGUACCUAUACCAGCUUCUUCAUUGAGAUUCACGGAAUUCACUUGUUUCCCACUCUUUUCCGUUUUGUUUUCUUUCGAGUGCUUAAUUUAUAUCAGUUUCUGAUCAAUUGGGUUUGUUUCUUUACCAAAAAAAGAAAAGAAAAAAGUUGCUUGACUGUAAAAUUUUCGGUGCCAAAUUUCACUGGUUGAUAAGUCAGAAACAGAGCAGGCCAAAGACAAAGCACCAGAAAGAGAGAGAGAUGGCGGCUCGAAACUUAGAGAAGUUGGCUUCAAUUGACGCUCAAUUGAGGCUAUUGGCGCCAGGGAAGGUGUCUGAGGAUGACAAGCUGGUGGAGUAUGAUGCUUUGCUGUUGGAUCGGUUUCUAGAUAUUCUUCAGGAUUUGCAUGGGGAGGAUAUCAAAGAAACGGUGCAAGAUUGUUAUGAGCUUUCAGCUGAGUAUGAAGGGAAGCAUGAUCCUCAUAAGUUGGAGGAGCUUGGGAAUGUCUUAACGAGUUUGGAUCCCGGGGACUCAAUUGUUGUUGCUAAAUCAUUUUCUCACAUGCUUAAUUUGGCCAACUUGGCCGAGGAAGUUCAGAUUGCUUACAGAAGGAGGAUCAAGUUAAAGAAGGGAGAUUUUGCUGAUGAGAGCUCUGCAACAACUGAAUCAGACAUUGAGGAGACUUUGAAGAGGCUUGUGGGACAACUGAAGAAGUCCCCUCAAGAAGUGUUUGAUGCCUUGAAGAACCAGACUCUAGAUUUGGUCCUAACUGCUCAUCCCACUCAGUCUGUGCGAAGAUCUUUGCUUCAAAAGCAUGCAAGGGUAAGGAAUUGUUUAACUCAGCUGUAUGCGAAAGACAUAACUCCUGAUGAUAAGCAAGAACUUGAUGAGGCUUUGCAAAGGGAGAUUCAAGCUGCAUUUCGCACGGAUGAAAUUAAAAGGACACCCCCAACUCCACAAGAUGAGAUGAGGGCAGGAAUGAGCUACUUCCAUGAGACAAUUUGGAAAGGUGUACCAAAAUUCUUACGCCGUGUUGACACAGCUUUGAAGAACAUAGGAAUCAAUGAACGUGUUCCUUACAAUGCCCCUCUCAUUCAAUUCUCUUCUUGGAUGGGUGGGGAUCGUGAUGGAAACCCCCGGGUUACUCCUGAAGUCACGAGGGACGUAUGCUUACUGGCCAGAAUGAUGGCUGCUAAUUUGUACUUUUCCCAAAUCGAGGAUCUCAUGUUUGAGUUGUCUAUGUGGCGUUGCUGUGAUGAGCUUCGUGUUCGUGCUGAUGAACUUCAUAGGUCCUCGAAGAAAGAUGCCAAACACUACAUAGAGUUUUGGAAACAAGUUCCUCCAAAUGAGCCAUAUCGUGUUAUUCUUGGUGAUGUAAGGGACAAGCUGUAUAACACACGUGAACGUGCGCGUCAGUUAUUAGCCAAUGGGAUCUCUGAUAUUCCUGAGGAUGUAGCUUUCACCAAUGUUGAGCAGUUCCUGGAGCCUCUCGAACUCUGUUACAGGUCAUUGUACUCUUGUGGUGACCGGUCUAUAGCUGAUGGAAGCCUUCUUGAUUUCUUACGACAAGUUUCUACCUUUGGGCUUUCGCUUGUAAAACUUGAUAUCCGACAAGAAUCUGAUAGGCAUACUGAUGUUAUUGAUGCUAUCACAAAGCACUUGGGCAUCGGGUCUUAUAAAGAAUGGUCAGAGGAACGCAGGCAAAAAUGGCUCUUGUCUGAGCUCAGUGGCAAGCGCCCUCUUUUCGGGCUUGAUCUUCCCAAAACCGAUGAAAUCGCUGAUGUAUUGGAUACUUUCCAUGUCAUUUCAGAACUUCCCUCAGACAACUUUGGUGCCUAUAUAAUCUCAAUGGCAACAGCCCCAUCUGAUGUGCUUGCUGUUGAGCUUUUACAACGUGAAUGUCAUGUUAAGAAGCCAUUAAGGGUUGUCCCACUGUUUGAAAAGCUUGCUGAUCUUGAGGCUGCUCCUGCUUCUCUGGCUCGUCUCUUCUCAAUAGACUGGUACAGAAACCGGAUCAAUGGGAAACAAGAAGUCAUGAUAGGGUACUCAGAUUCCGGAAAAGAUGCUGGUCGUCUCUCUGCGGCUUGGCAGUUAUAUAAGGCUCAAGAAGAGCUAGUAAAGGUGGCUAAGCAAUAUGGAGUUAAGCUUACAAUGUUCCAUGGUCGUGGAGGGACAGUUGGUAGGGGAGGAGGGCCCACCCAUCUUGCUAUACUAUCUCAGCCACCUGACACGAUUCAAGGUUCGCUUCGCGUGACAGUUCAAGGUGAAGUUAUUGAACAGUCUUUUGGGGAGGAGCACUUGUGCUUUAGAACACUCCAGCGUUACACAGCUGCUACACUUGAGCACGGUAUGCGUCCACCUGUCUCGCCAAAGCCUGAAUGGCGUGCACUCUUGGACAAGAUGGCAGUUAUUGCAACGAAGGAAUACCGUUCCAUAGUUUUCCAGGAAUCUCGUUUUGUUGAGUACUUUCGCCUCGCAACACCAGAGUUGGAAUAUGGUCGGAUGAACAUUGGGAGUCGUCCAUCAAAAAGGAGGCCAAGUGGAGGGAUUGAAUCACUCCGUGCAAUCCCAUGGAUCUUUGCAUGGACCCAGACAAGGUUUCAUCUACCAGUGUGGCUUGGAUUUGGGGCAGCAUUUAAGCACAUAAUUGAGAAGGACAUAAAGAAUCUCCAUAUGCUUCGGGAGAUGUAUAAUCAGUGGCCUUUCUUCAGGGUUACAAUUGACCUAGUUGAGAUGGUGUUUGCCAAGGGGGACCCAGGAAUUGCUGCUCUGUAUGACAAGCUCCUGGUGUCAGAAGACCUAUGGUCUUUUGGAGAGCAAUUAAGGGCCAACUAUGAAGAAACCAAGCAGCUUCUCCUCCAGGUUGCAGGGCAUAAGGAUCUUCUAGAAGGAGACCCGUAUUUGAGGCAGAGACUCCGUCUUCGUGAUUCGUACAUCACGACCCUUAAUGUCUGCCAAGCCUACACACUUAAACGGAUCCGUGACCCUGACUACAAUGUGAAGGUGAGACCGCACUUGUCUAAGGAAUACAUGGAAUCAAGCAAGCCGGCUGCCGAGCUUGUGAAGCUUAACCCCAUGAGCGAGUAUGCUCCAGGUUUGGAGGACACCCUUAUUUUGACCAUGAAAGGUAUUGCUGCCGGCAUGCAGAACACCGGUUAAGGGAUGGAUGACUUGCUUCAAAUAUAUAUACAUAUAAUGUAUGAAAUGCAACUUCUCUAUUAGAGCUCACUGCUCCGAGCCAGCAUGUAAUAAAUCAUCCUACGUACGAUGCCAUUUUAGCUUGUGCGGGCAAUGCUGUAUCAUGCAUUCUUUUCGGCUUUCAAACUGGAAAUCAUUUACUUGGCCUGGUGAAGUAAAAAACAUUCUAAUUUUUCUUUC
Molecule: messenger RNA, 3458 nt
Organism: Alnus glutinosa
Lineage: Eukaryota; Viridiplantae; Streptophyta; Magnoliopsida; Fagales; Betulaceae
Product: phosphoenolpyruvate carboxylase 2-like
Exons: 10
Coding region: 342-3239 (965 amino acids)
Biological process (GO): leaf development; carbon fixation; tricarboxylic acid cycle
Cellular component (GO): chloroplast; cytosol; apoplast
Molecular function (GO): phosphoenolpyruvate carboxylase activity
Source: RefSeq, a predicted model, not a curated record